Messenger RNA from Arachis stenosperma, 526 nucleotides. RefSeq lists its product as uncharacterized. NCBI's taxonomy places the organism in Eukaryota, Viridiplantae, Streptophyta, Magnoliopsida, Fabales, Fabaceae. The record is from RefSeq and is a predicted model, not a curated record. The transcript has a single exon. The coding region runs from base 175 to 378 and encodes 67 amino acids.
UUUCAUCAAAUUGUUGACACAGACACCACCUUUUUACUUCUUCUUCUUCUUCUUAAAUUCAGCAUUCUUCUCACAAAAUUUUCUCAAUCAACCCACCCGAGAAUUUUCUCAGAUCCGAGAUACCCAGAAGGAAAAGAUUCAAACUUUGGUGAUUUCAGAGCUUGUUGGUGAGAGAUGUGUUGUGGGGCGAGAAUAUGCAUGCUAUGCACGUGCCUGGUUCUUGUGGUGAUUGCCAUUGGUUUUCUCUUUGGCUUCGGAGUUUUCAAGCAUGGAUUCCAUAAGCUGAAGGACAGUGUUAGUUACUGCGAUGAUUGUGGUGGUGGUGGUGGAAGCGGAAGACCCUUCUUGGGUUAUCCGGCGCCGCCACCAUUGUUCUAGUUUCAUUCAAAUUAGUACUUACUUUUUUUAUUGCUUUAUUUGUUCAUCAUUCUGUGAAUUUCUUUUGUUGUUUUUUUUAGGAUAUUGUGUAUUGUAAUUAGGAUUCUUUUAUUGGGAUUCUAAUCAAUUAUUUUUCUCUUCUCUUCUC